AUGUUUGCUCAACCAACAGGUAUUAACAAUAUGCUUGCUCAACCAAUAGGUGUUAACAAUAUGCUUGCUCAACCAAUAGGUGUUAACAAUAUGAAUGCUAUCAAUACUAUGAAUACUGCCAAUACAUGGAAUAACGAUUAUCAAACCGUUGGUUAUGGUAAUUAUGGUUAUGGAAUUUAUACACAAGAUGUUGAACUUACUCGUGAUCCAUUCACUGGUCGUAUUAAUUUAGAACAUGAAAUUGAUUUUGUUCCAUUAGGUAAUCAAUUUCAACCUUAUACUGGCAUUCCAGCUUCUAUUCAUCAACAUUAUAUCAACUAA
Molecule: messenger RNA, 321 nt
Organism: Adineta steineri
Lineage: Eukaryota; Metazoa; Rotifera; Eurotatoria; Adinetida; Adinetidae
Source: the annotation of a GenBank genome assembly